UUUUCCAUCUUCCUUCUUUAAAAUGGCUUCUUUCUCCAUUAAAGCCAAGCCCAUGGCGGCGCCCGUGGUGUUUCUUCUUCUUCAGCUGCUGGCCGUGGCGUUCGGGUUCACGGCGGUGGCCCCGAGUGGCAGUGAGCAGAGGGAAUUUGACUACUUUGUGUUGGCUCUUCAAUGGCCAGCUACUUCUUGCAAAAACCCUGGCAAGUGUUGCCCUGCCAACGGUUGCUGUCGUGGAGUUGACUCUCCCACUGAAUUUACAAUCCAUGGGUUGUGGCCUCAGUAUAACGAUAGAGGAUGGCCAUCUUGUUGCACUGAUGCAAACUUUAAUGAAAAUGAGAUUAAUAUCUUGGCGGAAGAUAUUCAAAAGUAUUGGCCGACUUAUCGAUGUGGUACUACAUCUACAUGCCAUAGGACCAAAGGAUCAUUUUGGGCUCAUGAGUAUGAGAAACAUGGGACAUGUGCAGCUCCUGUAAUUGUGGGAGAAUAUGAUUACUUCUUGACAACCCUCACCAUCUUCUCCAAGUACAAUGUCACUAAAGUUUUGAAUGAUGCUGGAUUUGUAGCUUCCAAUACUGAAAAGUACCCUAUUGAAGAUGUGGUAGCUGCUAUUAAGAAUGAAUUCAAUUCAACUCCAAAGAUUACCUGUGCUAAAAAGGGGGUUGUCAAAGAACUUUGGAUUUGCUUUGACAAAAGCUUUGAGCCACGUGAUUGUGAUCUACAGAAUUCAUGCCCCGAUUUCAUUAAGCUCCCAACAUAUGAUCCUCAAGAGCCUAACAAGGUUGAGGGAGCAAUUCCAUGGAUUGCUGAUGCUGAAGAAAUUAUUUAACCUUUUUUUUUUUUUUUUUUUUUAUUUGGACCUAAAAGAAAUGAUUAGAGAAAUCCCUUUGAACAUGUUGGCCUUGUCUUUGUGAUCUUUCUAAGCUCAUCCACUUUGAAACUAAUUUGGAACUUUAUUUCAGUUGAAGGCCUCCAUGUUGUGGAUUUACUUUUCCAA
Messenger RNA from Benincasa hispida (wax gourd), 994 nucleotides. The record is from RefSeq and is a predicted model, not a curated record. Lineage: Eukaryota; Viridiplantae; Streptophyta; Magnoliopsida; Cucurbitales; Cucurbitaceae.